AUGUCUGGCGAGGCGAGCGCGACGGGAGCGUCCCCCAGGGUCCCGCGUCCCGGGACCCAGAAGUCGUCCGGCUCAGUGACCAAGAAGGGGGAUCGCGGGGCCAAGGAGAAGCCCGCGGCAGUGCUGCCGCCAGUGGGCGAGGAGGAGCCCAAAAAUCCUGAGGAGUACCAGUGCACCGGAGCCCUGGAGAUCGACUUCCCCGAGCUCUGCUCCCGGUUGGGCUACACGGACUUCCCCAAAGUCGUCACCCGGCCCCGCCCGCACUCGACCUUUGUCCUGUCGUCCUCUUUGUCAGAAAAGCCCAACCCUGACGAUCAGCGGCUGUCGGGUUCCUGCAGCCUCAACAGCCUGGAGAGCAAGUACGUGUUCUUCCGGCCCACGGUGCAGGUGGAGCUGGAGUCCGAGGACAAGUCGGUGAAGGAAAUCUACAUCCGCGGCUGGAAGGUGGAGGAGAGGAUCCUGGGCAUCUUCUCUAAAUGUCUGCCCCCCCUCAGCCAGCUGCAGGCUAUCAACUUGUGGAAGGUGGGGCUGACUGAUAAGACCCUGGCCACGUUCAUCGCCCUCCUGCCUCUCUGCUCGUCCACACUCAGGAAGGUGUCUCUGGAGGGGAACCCACUGCCGGAGCAGUCAUAUCACAAGCUCAUGGCCCUGGACAGCACGAUCAUGCACUUGUCUCUGCGGAACAACAACAUCGAUGACCACGGGGCACAGCUCUUGGGCCAGGCUCUGUCCACGCUGCAUAGCUGCAACCGGACCCUGGUCUCUCUCAACCUGGGCUUCAACCACAUCGGGGACGAGGGCGCAGGCUACAUCGCCGAUGGCCUGCGGCUGAACCGCUCCCUGCUCUGGCUGUCCCUGGCCCACAACCGCAUCCGGGACAAGGGCGCCCUGAAGCUAGCCGAGGUCCUGCGGCCGUUUGAGCUGACGCACACCGAGGUGGUGGAGCGCCGGCGCCUCCUGCUGGAAAAGGGCACCCAGGAGCGCAUGCGGUCGCCCUCCUCCUCUCGCUACGGGGAUCCCAGAACAGAACGUGAGAAGAGUCAGAUGAUGGGAGCCAGCAGCAUUGCACUGGUGGACAGGGCAGACAAGAUGCAGACGAUGAAGACCCCUAAGGGCCUGGGCAAGAAAAAGGAGAAGUCAGGGGAAGUGGUGAAGAAAGAGGAGAAGUCGGGGUCUGGACAGUCACCCAUACAAGGAACCCCAAAGAAGGAAGACCCCACAAAGGCAGGCAAAGGGAAGGUGACCAUCCCGGAGCAGAAACCAACCAAGGGAAAAGGGCCCAAGUCUGGGAGCAAAGAGAAGCGCAGCAUCCUCCUGGAGUCAGAGCUGAUUGCGGAAGCCACAGAGAUGGUCAACCCUCUCUUGGAGCCAGUGGAACACCGGGAUGGGAAAGUUUUCCUGGCUGGGAACAAGGUCCUUCUGCACCUCAACCUCCUCCGAAACCGCAUCACGGAGGUGGGGCUGGAGGGCUUCUUCAUGGCCGUGCAGUACCAGGUGCAGUUCCCCAAGGCCAAGAGUGCGUCCAAGGGCCCCGUGGGGCUGCUGUGGCUGUCUCUGGAGAAAAACUGCUUCUCCCCACAAUGUCCUAUGUACACCAUGAUCCAGGAACUGAUGCUGCCAAGGGACCCCAUCAGCAAGGCCAAGCCCAGAGAGGAGGAGGCCAUGGCUUUCUCCACCUAGCCCCUCCCUGCUCCCCACGGACACAUCUCCUGUCCGUGUGUGGGCUGACCUCCCAGGGGAGAGCUCGGAUCUUUAACAAAGUCAACUGCU
Molecule: messenger RNA, 1770 nt
Organism: Molossus molossus (Pallas's mastiff bat)
Lineage: Eukaryota; Metazoa; Chordata; Mammalia; Chiroptera; Molossidae
Gene: LRRC71
Product: leucine rich repeat containing 71
Exons: 15
Coding region: 1-1680 (559 amino acids)
Molecular function (GO): protein binding
Source: RefSeq, a predicted model, not a curated record